UUCGCUUUCAAAGCAGUAAAGGAGCUCACUCAGCUCAAAGCUGAGGGUGUAAAAGGCAAUUUCGGUGAAGUAAAAGAUAGCACACUCAUUGCUGUCAGUUGCAGCUUUGAACUCAAGAAUGUUCUGUUCGGAGCACAUCAUCCUACCAUCGGUUCCAGCGCGCGACGCGCUAUGGACGCGUUGGUGUCGCGCGCGCGUCGGAUCGGUCCGUUGCGUGCGCUGUCCGACUCGCUGCUAUUCGCCCUCUUCGCCAACUGCGACUGUAUCCCCGAUAGGGUGGUCAACGGAGCCGCACACGAUCGAUUAUAUCCCAGAACACUGUAA
Molecule: messenger RNA, 324 nt
Organism: Cooperia oncophora
Lineage: Eukaryota; Metazoa; Nematoda; Chromadorea; Rhabditida; Trichostrongylidae
Source: the annotation of a GenBank genome assembly